This is a messenger RNA of Salvia hispanica, 1199 nucleotides long. RefSeq lists its product as uncharacterized. The record is from RefSeq and is a predicted model, not a curated record. NCBI's taxonomy places the organism in Eukaryota, Viridiplantae, Streptophyta, Magnoliopsida, Lamiales, Lamiaceae.
AUUCGAAUGGGGUAUUAAAACCAGCUGCAGAAAGUCAUACAACUAAUUACUGAAAUCAUCUCUUCGCCUAGAAAAUGGAUGCUCUUAUGAAUCUUGAAUCAGUUCUUCGCUCAAAACAGGUCCAAUUGACGCCUAAAGAAGCAAAUGCAUUGCAAUCAUGGAGAGAUCGAGCUGAAAGAGCUUUAUCUGUUGGUGGUCUUGCUGGUUCAGUUACUUCUUGGCUAGUGACAAAAAGGCUUGACAAGCAGCUACGGAUUCUUGUUUCUGCAGGGCUUGGUUCCCUUUCUGGACUGGCUCUACUUAACAGAUCUAUUCACUCAUCUGUUGAUUAUAUGCUUUCACUGCAAGGGAGUCGGGUACAGGGAGAAUUGGCACACAUAAUAUUGAGGAACAAUCAGAGUAAUGGUUGGGCAUAUCAAUACGUCUCCAAGUACUUUUACCCUGAAGUUGUUUUCGUCGAUGCAUCGGUAGAUAAGGCUUUCUAUAGAUGGCGUUACAGAAACACGUCUGGAGAUGCCAUUGCUUCUCAAACACAAAGCACCACGGAAGCCAAUUCACAUGAGAAAGACGCCAAGAUGGUUGCAAAAGAAACCGAACCAGUCUAUGCAAGUACAGGAAGCAACACUGCAGAGAAUCCAUUUGAUCUCAUUUUCGGGUUUCCUGAGAGUACAAAAGAGGUUUCUGAUCAGGCUGAUGCACCCAAAAUAUUGUCGAGGAGGCAGGCACGAAAAGAGAAACGAUUGCACCGCAGGCAUAGGCAUGGCCGUGACGUGGAAUCUGAGAUUUAGCUUACCAAGCAACACCAUGAUGACCGGGUGGGGAGUUGUUGAACAAUCACAAACAAAUGCACUUGCUUUGGAUUGGUGCUGCUUUUUUGCAUUGCUAAGCUCCAGCGCAUUUGGACUUAUAUUUUUAGAGUUUGACAUUUUUCAGUAUCAGCAAUAAUGCAAAAGUGUCAUUUUCGACACUCCCUUAGUCGUCCCACUACAGUUGAGUCAUUUUCAUUUAUGGCAAAAUUCAACACAAUUAGCUCUCUUUUUAAUUACUACUUAUUUUAGGGAUAGUGGUCUUAAAACUACCCCUUCCGAUUAUUGUUAAUAGUGAUAUUUCUUUUCAGCAUAGAAAUAAAAAAAAAUGUUUAGUAUGUUAAGUGAAAAGAUACUCUUUAUGGAAUAAAGUAUGAAACUUUUUUUUGUUAA